This is a messenger RNA of Asterias rubens (European starfish), 2300 nucleotides long. RefSeq lists its product as uncharacterized. NCBI's taxonomy places the organism in Eukaryota, Metazoa, Echinodermata, Asteroidea, Forcipulatida, Asteriidae. Bases 1 to 2232 code for a protein of 743 amino acids. The record is from RefSeq and is a predicted model, not a curated record. The transcript has 17 exons.
AUGCCGGACCUCCAGCAGCGUCGACGCCAGAGUAGUGAGUAUUCUUCAAUCGAGUCAGAUCUAGAUUUGGCACGAUUCGCUCAGGGCGCUCGACGGAACAGCAUGCUGGCAUCGCUGCGAGUGCUCAACGGGACCAACGGUGCGUCGGCCCGGUUCGAAUCCCGUCGACGGGGAAGCCUUGCUGCCGGUCGCCGUCGAAGCGAUCCUCUAGCCGGGGCCGAUGGCGCGAAGGGACGGGGUAUCGGCGCUGGUAGUAGGAGAGGGAGCCUUCUGGCGAAGACAUUCCCAGUGGAUGAUGCCUUGGAUGGGAAACACCGAAGCAAGAAGCAUUUCUCAGUACCUGGAAUAAUCGAGGAAGGUGUUCCAUCGACUCUGGAUAUCAGGUCCCAUAGCGCUGUGAGACCUCGUACCGGACCCAGAAGUCCGUCUCAUGGUCGGAGACCAUCACCCAACUUCCUUAAAGAUGGUUUGGAGAGAGUGUCGUUCCAAGGCUCAGAUGGUCGAGGGGCUUUCUUAGCGACUGGUGGUACCACUGUGAACUCUUUAAGAACUCGAUUACAACAAGCGAGGAUAGCGAGACAAAAGAGGUUACUUCAAAAGUUCAAGAGCUACGCCAGACUCAUAACCUUCUUACACAGAUUAUGCAAAAGCCACUUUCUUAGUGUCGACAACACGGGAGCGUCUCACCGGGGGAAAUACAUCGAAGAUGGUGGAGAACAAGAACUCUUAUUUGACGUCAGAUACUUCCGAGCUCAUAAAGAGGCUGGGAUAUCGACCGAUUGCAAAAAGAUUCUGAAUUUACCAUUUUACCAGAGAACGGAGAAGGACAGGUACCACGCUCUGAUCGCUUUACGAAAUUUUCCGACAUUUGCCGAGUUUCCACUCGGGAUGCAGCAGGAGAUCGUUAAGGUCGGCUGGUAUGAGAAGUAUCAAGCGCAAAGAGUAAUCUUGAGACAAGGCCAUCGUCCACUCAAUUUCUACUUCAUCCUAUCAGGAUCAGUUGUGGUUCGUGUUAUGGAAGAGGGAAGCGAUGUCCAAAGGACUGUGGUUUACCUGAACCGAGGGGAAACGUUUGGGGAGUUAGGUUUGGUGAAUAAACAGACACGGAAAUCAACUGUGAUCAGCAGAGACCGGGUUGAGUUUCUUUGCAUCGACGAUGUGGUGAGUUCAAACUCUUACACAAGAAUCUUUAUGGCAGGGGGAGUUGCAACUCUCCUUGAUCCCACACAGAGUGACUUUGUUCGGAAUCUGAAAUUUCUUGAAGGCUGGCCGAUGCAUCUUUUGGCUGAAAAUCCAAAGAAAUGCAUUUUCUCUUAUUUCAAGAGGGGAGACGUGCUCGUCAAGAACAGCAAGAAAUCAGACUGGAUUCUCAUCGUCAAGUCGGGUAGUUGCUCCGUGAUGAAACUUCUACAUAAAAAGAAGCCAAAGGAGAUGAAGAGAUUACAGAGUGAUACAAUGGUACCAGAUCUGACCACAAUUGGCAAGCGCCAUUCAAUGCGUGGUGGAUCACUGGAGAACUACAACCAGAGAAAAACACGUGACGAGUUCGAGCUGUUCAUGCAGGGUCUGAAUGUUCAUGAGCGAGAUGCGACCAAUGGGAAACGAAAGAGUUUGUCAGAGAAUGUCACGCAGAACCGUGAGGAUGGUGGUGCGCAGGGCAAAAGCAAAGUAGAAAGUGCCAAAGAUAAAAGAAAUGCUCGCAGACUAUCGAGGAGACCUACCUUGCCAUCACAACACUCAAAUGUUCAUAUGAUAAGACGUCCCUCGCUUCAAGUUCCAAACAACUCGGAUGAGAGUGAUGAAAGUCCAACUGAAGAUACUGAGCAACUCAACAUCGUCCAGGUGCCAAUGGGACAGAAGAAAACUGUGGCGACUGAAAUAGUAGAUGAAAUCAUCAGAAAUGAGGAAGAUGGAGUCGAGCCAGUCUGGGUCAAAGUUCAAACCUUAACCAAAGGGUCAUAUUUUGGGUUAUCCGACAUGCUGUUCGAUUUCCAGCCGAGUUUCUCGGUCGUUAGCAACGGGGCAGAGUGCAUUCUCAUUUCCAAGAAGUUCUACCGGGAACAUGCCACGACCAGGAUGCUUGGACGCUUGCGUAGAGAGGAGCAGAGUUACCCGGAUGAUCAAGAGCUUCAGAAGAACCUGGAGGUCAAACUUGAAUGGGACGCAUACAAGAAGAGCGCCCUCUUAACUACGCUCAAACGCACUAGGAAGAAAAACAACCAACCACGUUGACGAAUGCAUCUUCCUUAAGUUUGGGAUCAUAUUGGAUCCCAACUUUUUGCUGUCUUUCAAAUUCCCAU